GCAUUGGCAGCUCUGCUUCAGACUGCUGCCUGAAGUACAGCCAGAGAACCAUCCCCAGCAAUGUGGUGAAGUCCUACAGCAUCCAGGGCCCUGAGACGGGGUGUUUGCUGAAGGCUGUCGUGUUUACCACCAAGAAGAACAAGAAAAUCUGCGCCUCUCCCAAUGACCUCGCCAUCCAGAAGCUGAUGCAGAACUUGGACAAGAAGGUCAGGAGGGACAAGGAGAAGAAAGAGGGACAGUCUCCACGUGCCAGGCGCAGAUCCAAGCGUCAGAAGCGGCAGCGGAUCUAA
Molecule: messenger RNA, 290 nt
Organism: Merops nubicus (carmine bee-eater)
Lineage: Eukaryota; Metazoa; Chordata; Aves; Coraciiformes; Meropidae
Product: C-C motif chemokine 21-like
Exons: 2
Biological process (GO): positive regulation of GTPase activity; cellular response to interleukin-1; immune response
Cellular component (GO): extracellular region
Molecular function (GO): chemokine activity; CCR chemokine receptor binding
Source: RefSeq, a predicted model, not a curated record